AUGGCACCACCGGUUGGUAACAAUUAUCUCAACGUGUAUCUGCUCACAAGGCUUAACCAAACAUGUUAUAUAGCGACAAGGAUACAAUUUAACAAGAAUCUCACUGAUCAUUCUAAGGUGGAGGAGGCUUAUGCUGAAGGUAAGAAGCAGCUGGAGGUUGUAGAGAGGGUGGUGAAGGUUUACUUGGCAUAUCCUCCCAAGACCAAGAACAUCAUGGAACUCAAGCUUCAGUAG
This is a messenger RNA of Brassica oleracea var. oleracea, 234 nucleotides long. RefSeq lists its product as uncharacterized. Bases 1 to 234 code for a protein of 77 amino acids. The transcript has 2 exons. The record is from RefSeq and is a predicted model, not a curated record. NCBI's taxonomy places the organism in Eukaryota, Viridiplantae, Streptophyta, Magnoliopsida, Brassicales, Brassicaceae.